UUUGAACGUCUGCUCUCUGUUGCUGCCCUCUGCUGGUCUGCAUAUAAUCUGAUUCUAGCUCUCAGGACACAGUGGAUAUUACUGGUACUAUACAUUUGAGAAUAGCUAUGUGUGAAAAGCUUCUACGGCUACACAUCAUUGUAUCAUAUCUAUAGUCCACAAGAGGCACUGCCACUAUUCUAAAUCAGUAAUCACCGGGGUGUAUCCCCUCACAUGAUUGUUAGCUCCAAGUCAAGCUGGAUUUAUUUCAUUAUCAACAUACAGAUGUUGUGUGGGAACUUAACUGAACCCUGUGAGGAAAUUAUCAGGUUGUUCCCUUCAGGGAGGUCAGAGGUCACUGGACCUGCUAGGGACUCAGUGAUUUACAGAGUAGAUUGUUAACAUGGGUGCUCAACUCUGCCUGGCUGUCUGGCUAUUAAGCCCCCGAUCCACAUUCUGGAGAGUCUGAACAACAAGUGGACUUUCUGGGUUUUGCAAAGCAACCUAAAAAAUCACUAAAAAAGUAUUUAGAAAAUUAAGUCCCCCAUUUUGCAUUUAUCAGCACUAUAUUAACAUUUAGUAAAUAGCUUGCAACACACUCUAAUGUAGGUAUAAGCAGAUAUUAGGACAUUUUAAAGUCUUUAUUAAUGCACAGUAUUGGUCAACAAUAAUAAUUUUUUUAUGAGUACAUAUAUUAUAUUAUUACAAAUGUGUUUUACUUUAUUCAUUAUUUUAUACACCGGCCACCACAUAUGGUCCCUACAAGGUGAGUUAUAGUUGGUGAUAAAUAAAUCAAUAAAGCCUGAUAUCUACUUAUAAUUACACUAUAGUGUGUUAAAAACCUCUUUUUUUUUUUUUUUUUUUUACAGCACAGUAAUAGCUUCCUAUGUUUUUAAACCAAUAAUACAUGAUGCAUUUACAGUGGAGCACAACUUUACACAUGCAGAUGACUCAUUCAUUUCCCUUCAUUUUUCUCCACUUCAAGCAAUGUCCUCCCCCGACACCCCCUAUCUCUCCUGCCGGAGAGGAUGGGUGUGGUACAGUCUCAAAUUACACACACAUUACAGACCUGCUCAACAGGCCCUUGUGCUUCUUCCCCCUGCACCUUCAUUGGUUGAGACCCAACUGCUAAAGUCAACCAGCCUGCUUCCUGCAUGGCAAGUACUUUGUCCGAGAGGAAAUGACAUCACAACACCAAACGCACUGAAAACAGAUGAGCACCAAACAUGUUUCAGAUGUGUUUUGACUUCGAGUUGGACGCAGUUCUGCCUCUAUUCCAAAUUCCUAUGAAGCAAAACAACCAGGCCAUAAAACAGCUUUUGGAACGACACUAUGAAAUAUGUCUGCUGGGCACAAAGAGACGCCGCGAGACACUACAUGUCAAACUCGAACUGUUGUUUUUUUCUCAAACCCUUUGAUGAGUGAUGUGGAAUCAGACUGGUCUCCAAUUCAUGAUGCAGCCUUUAAUGGACGUGUCAUUGCUCUGCAAAGACUCAUUGCUCAGGGUACAUGUGUAAACCUGAACACACUGGAUCAGGUCUCUCCCCUGCAUGGAGCAUGUAUACAGGGCCACGCGACUUGUGCCAAGCUUCUGAUGGAGAAUGGGGCAAAUGUAAACAGUUCAAAUGUGAAUGGACAGACUCCUCUGUCAGAGGCCUGUGCCCGGGGCCAUGCAACCUGCGUGUCGCUACUCCUUCAACAAGGAGCAACUACUUUUGGGACCAGCCUAUCCAGCUCUCCAAUCCACAGGGCUGCAGCCGAAGGUCACCCAGAGUGCAUUGCUCCUCUUGUUCAGUAUGGUGCAGAUGUGGAUCAGUAUAUCGAGCAGUCAGGUUCCCCUCUCCAGGUUGCAUGCUCCAAUCAGCAUCUGAGUACUGUGAGGAAACUGCUUCAGCUCGGUGCCAGUGUGAACAACAGCGUGUCAGGUGACGCACCCCUGCACGUCGCAGCUCGUCUGUCCAGCCCAGAGUUGGUGUCUGUCCUGCUUGAGCACGGGGCCGAUCGCGCCCUCAGGAACCUAGAAGGCAAACAGCCACUGGACCUCGCACCCCCCAACAGCCUGGCGGAAAGGCUGCUGAGACAAGCAGGAGGAGUGUCUCCUCUAAUGCAGCUGUGCCGGCUGAACAUCAGGAAGACUGUGGGCAAGCAAAGGCUGGGUGGGAUUCGCGACCUUCACCUCCCUACACAACUGAAACUGUAUCUUCUCUACCAAUCAGACACACGGGGAGAUGAAAUAUACUGAAAAAUUCAACCAUUUCUCUUUUAGGUCAAUAGGGGGCGGACUUGCAUAAUCUUGUAGUGAGAUGACUACAUCAUGGUUGUGAUAGUAAUCAAAUGUAAUUCUGCUUUGUGACAGAUUCUAAAGAUCAGUUUGGACUUUUAUAUGGAGACUUGAAAGUCUUGGGGCAAGAUUUGAUCAUUAAAUAUUCAUAAACAGCAAUACAUUCAUAUUCAAAAAGCAAAUUAUGGGCUAAUGUGGUCCAAUAAUAUUAUUAAUGCUGGUUUGAUAUACGGAAAUAAUAUUUCCAAUAUUACACAAUUCAUCUAACAUUGCUUUUUUUGGUGACAAAUUCAAAGUUAUCAUGUGAGCAGAUGAACUGACAACACAGAUUACGUAUCUCCAAGUCAUUCCAGAAGAUCCUCUGAUGGUAGAACACACACCAUGACAUGAUUGAUAACACAAAUGUAUUUUUUCACACUGUUACUAUCAUGAUGUAGUCAUACAAAUGAACCACAAUUUCUGUAUUAUUUCAAAUCAAAGCCAUUAGAUAUUAUAGUCGCCUCCUUCUGGCUGGAUGAGAAAGCUAGCUAUCUAACAGUGGGCCUUUGUGUUUCAUAGAUUAUCAUUCAUGCAGUCUCUCUGUGAUUUCAAACAUGGUCAUACUCUUCUGAGGACUUAGUCUAGAUAAUCAGUAACUAUGAGUCAGCAUUCACUGCACACAAACCAGCAGGGGGGCUUGAGCUGCUAAGAAAAUAGUUUUUUCUUCACUAUUUUUCUCUCUUUUAGUUUGCUUUUUGUUUUAAAUGUGUUUAAGUAUUAUUAAAUACUGAAAUUACAACUGUUCAGUUGUACACACUGUGAAAUGUAUAGCUAUUGCAAUAUACUGCACUUUGUAUUUUGCCAACAGGUUAUGUUUAAAAAGAGGCACUAUAUAUAAAUGCCUUUGUAUACAGACUGUGAAGAAGCAUGUUUAUUGUUCACUCACUGUAAAAAAAGGAAUCUAAUGUUGCGUGUUUGCGGUUGUGCACAGGAUGUGUUGUGAUACUAUGCAAAUUAUGUUUCCCCAGAGUCUAAAGUAUCUUUUUUAAAAACAAGCACAACACAAGGAUCAAGCUAAACAAACAAACAAAAAAGAAAAGAAAUGUAAACACUGAAUAUAUUGGGAAUAAAGAAGACAAAACACACCAUAUAUAAUAAAAAAGUGACAGUA
This is a messenger RNA of Seriola aureovittata, 3410 nucleotides long. Its product is annotated as ankyrin repeat and SOCS box protein 9-like. Gene Ontology annotation, biological process: protein ubiquitination; intracellular signal transduction; positive regulation of protein catabolic process. Gene Ontology annotation, molecular function: protein binding. The transcript has 7 exons. Bases 1319 to 2221 code for a protein of 300 amino acids. The record is from RefSeq and is a predicted model, not a curated record. Lineage: Eukaryota; Metazoa; Chordata; Actinopteri; Carangiformes; Carangidae.